Colletotrichum abscissum is the source of this 613-nucleotide messenger RNA. RefSeq lists its product as uncharacterized. NCBI's taxonomy places the organism in Eukaryota, Fungi, Ascomycota, Sordariomycetes, Glomerellales, Glomerellaceae. The transcript has a single exon. The record is from RefSeq and is a predicted model, not a curated record. The annotation marks the transcript as partial.
UUGUCUAAUGACUUUGGUCAGUUACCACGUUGUCUAAAAAUUGACAUAGGCAGGUGGGAAUGGGUUGCCAUUGUCCGCUCAAUUGACCAAAACCCAACUGCUUCUGGUGUAAGGGUCCUCUUGCUGGACACAACCGCAGAUCGAUACGUCUGUUCGGAGAAGACUCUCCCGUACCUCAGACGAAAGUUGUCACAAUCCGACGUAGAUCUGACCUAUGGUCACGGGAGCGAUGAGGCAGUCAUCUUGCGUUACCUGUUUUACGUGCUGCCGAACCUUACUCAACUCUACUUACGUCUCUCUGACAUUGAGGACGCAUCCUACUUCACACGGUUGAGGGAAACUCCAUUAUUGAGCCUGAAGAUUCUCAGAGUGCAGUAUCUACGGCGUCAAUGCUCGCUGUGUUUUAGCGCCUGUUUUGGUCUUUUCGACGCGGCACCUAGUCUCGAAGAAAUUAGGAUUGAUGACUGCAUCAUUAAUCCCCGGAUGCUUAACGAAGGACUGAAUCUUCCAAACGUCAGAAGGGUUCGACUCAUCAACGCCCAGUUCUUCAAAGACGACACAAGUUCCCACGGCACCCAACACUUCCCACGCAACAACUGCCCUAGACUUCGCG